This is a messenger RNA of Rubroshorea leprosula, 982 nucleotides long. The record is from the annotation of a GenBank genome assembly. Lineage: Eukaryota; Viridiplantae; Streptophyta; Magnoliopsida; Malvales; Dipterocarpaceae.
AGAUAUCUCAUUGAAGCAGCACCGAACUCAACCAACUGAAUCCCACCUUGUUCUUCCCAAAACGUUAUGUAGAAACAAAAUCUCAGUCUCAGCCCAAUUCUCGACUCCAGAUCUAGACUCCCGCAUUUUCUUCUCCAGACCAUGGAAGCUUUCACUGCCGAAGAUCUGUCGACUAUAGGAGGGAUUGCCACCGUUUCCCUCUUGCAUUCCUUCAUCCCUACCCAUUGGCUUCCCUUCUCAAUCGUGGGUCGCGCCCAGAAAUGGACCCUUUCCCGUACCCUUCUCGUUACUGCAUUUGGAGCAGUUUUGCAUGUAAUAUCCACUUCACUUCUCGGCAUAACAGCUAUCACUAUGGCAAACACGAUUGCUGGUGAAGAAACAGUGCACAAACUUGCUUCCCUUCUGCUUGUGUUUCUUGGCGGUGGCUACAUCUUGUUGUUUUUGACUGGAAAGGGUGGCCACAGUCAUUCUCACAACCAACCCAUGGAGAAAAUGGCCGUUGCUGGACUCAUUCUUGUUCCUGCAUUGUCCCCUUGUGCAACCACUCUUCCAGUGUUUCUAGCUGUUGGGAAUUCAUCUUCUAUGAUGAUACUUGCCAUCAUAGUACUGCUGUUCAGCACUAUAACGGUGAUGACUUCACUGGUUGCUCUAUCAUUUUAUGGUGCCAGCCAGCUCAAGUUUCACUGGGUGGAACACUAUGACAAACUUCUUGUAGGCUCUGUUCUAUGCUUGGUAGGGAUCUUGACUCUCAUUUUCCAUGAUCAUGACCACGAUCACAGUGGAGGAGGUUCCACCGAUGCACUUCUGCAUAGGAAAAUCAUUACACUCUAAUGAUUCUAAUAUUCUGCAAAAUAUAUGUUUUGAAGGAACACUUCAGGUAAGAUCUUUGUCUGAUCUGAAUUACAUGAUACUGCCUGGUGUAAUGUAAUGUAAUGUAAACACUCACCGUGCCAUUAGUUGAUAAUGAAAUUGUUCAUCGUUA